AUGUUCGCUAAUCCAACAAAAGAAAUGGGAUCAGCUAUUCCAAAGCAGGAUGAUCUUUUCUCUGCGGGUGACUGGCUAUAUUGGAAAUGUGAAUAUGAAAAGGCCCGAGAACAUUUUCAAGCUGUCUUAAAACAGCCAUCUUUAAGUGCUUCUGAUUUGGCUCGGUGUUACAAGUCAAUGGGUGCAGUUGAAGUUGAAUUAAAAAAUUAUGACGAGGCAUUAAAUAUUUACAAUAAGCAGCUUGGUAUAAUGAUGACCAGCGAUUCGCCUAGCACAAAGGAAGAUAUUAUAUCAUGCUACCUUUCAAUAGGUAAAGUCUAUUGGUUAAAACUUGACUAUAAUCAAGCUAUUGCUUAUCAUCAUCGAGCACUCGAAUUUGCUCGAGCUUCCGAGCUAUCUUCAAGUCAUAUUUCAACUGUUCACAAGAAUCUGGCUAACAUCUAUACAAAUGCAAAGAAAUUCGACUUGGCACUGGAACAUUUUCAGAAAGGACUUGAAAUUGAUCAUCAACAUCUUCGACAAGAUCACCCACAAUUCGGACAAACCUAUGCAAAUAUGGGAAUGAUGUACCAGUCAAAACAACAUUAUAAGGAAGCGUUAGAUUAUCUCGAAAAAGCUCGCGAAACGUGGCUGAAAACUUUUCCGUCGACUCAUGUUUCCAUUGAAAAGCUAGAAAAGACCAUUCGCAAGGUGAAAUCGAAGUUAGUGGUACUCCCCUGGAAAAACACUUUUGGCAAUCUUGUACUUGAAUCUUUGUUUUUGAAACAGCCUGUGAAUCCCUUCGACAUUCUUGCUCGAAGUAAUAUAAUGGUAAUUUGGCUUGAUGAAUACAUUGGUCGUGACGAAAAUUGUCGAGCACUCAAAAUGGAAUUUCGUCAAAUUACCAAUAAUUUAAAGAUGGUGGACUCUGUUGAUAGUUGUCGACAAUGCUUACCACAUGUGAAAAAUCGAAAACUUUUCUUUAUUAUUCAAGGCAAAUAUGCCAAAGAGAUUGUUCCUGAUAUUGUUGAAAUUGUAUCAUCAUCAAUGAAACCAGUCGUCUAUGUCUUUUGUUUGCAUAUGAUCUAUUUCAUUGAAUGGGCUCAGGAACAAGAAUGUGUAAUGGAAGGUGGUAUAUUCGAUCAUGAGAAAGAUCUAUUAUCUAGACUUACUAAAGACUUGAACGACUAUGUGAAACAAAAAUCGAUUGAAUACAAGCACUAUUUCCAACCGGAGCAGAUUUCAAAAUUUCUAGCGGAAUUUACGCAAAUUUUCGAGCGUUGCUGCCGGGCCAGAGACGCGAUCGCAUCUUCUCAUGAAGCCGAAACCAUCACUGCACAAUGA
Molecule: messenger RNA, 1323 nt
Organism: Rotaria sp. Silwood2
Lineage: Eukaryota; Metazoa; Rotifera; Eurotatoria; Philodinida; Philodinidae
Source: the annotation of a GenBank genome assembly